GUGGUUAAUAUUCAUGAUCCCGCCUUCGUGAGCGGGCUGUACUACAGUAGUCCGCAGAUCAGGAGCUCAGAUUGUGAUUUUUAAACAUCGCAGACCGAUUAUAUCAGAGUAAAUGGAGGACACAAAGCCUGAGGAAGCGAAUGUGGAGGAGCAGAAAGAUGAGGAGAAUAAGAUCUGUCCAGAAAAAAUGGAGGAAGCCAAACUGAAGGCCAGAUACCCUCACCUGGGUAAUAAACCCGGUGGAUCCGAUCUGCUCAGAAAAAGACUGCAGAAGGGGCCAAAGUACUUCGACUCUGGUGACUACAACAUGGCAAAGGCCAAGAUCAAGAACAAGCAGCUUCCAGCAGCACAAACGGAGAAGACUGGAGAGAUCACCGGAGACCACAUCCCCACCCCUCAGGACCUGCCGCAGAGGAAACCCUCUCUGGUGGCCAGCAAACUGGCAGGCUGAUACCUGCUGCUGUCCUUCACUCCACACUCCCACUUCCUGUCUCUUCAUCCACAUUUAUCUCUGAUCUUGCAUUCCUGCCCUCGUCCUCUCUCGUUUUCUUGUCUUAUCUGAAAAUACACUGAAUAUUCAAGGGUUGCAGAUGUUACAGAGCUGUACUGCCGCACUGUGAGAUGGGUUGGGUCGGGUCGUGGCUCCAAAGGCGGUGAAGUUCUCAAAGGUCCUCUGAUAUUUUAAAUGUGUCGUAGUAUGUAGUUGAAAGUGUACAUAUUUGCUAGUGAGUGAGGGCAUCAGCAUUUUAGAAGAUGUUUUGCAUUUAUUUCUAACCAUUCCUGUAUUACCCAAUGCUUAGAGCUCCUGGGGACCCACUGUCCUACAAAGUUUAUAUCCACCUUGCUUCUGCACAACUGAAUUUCACACCAAUAUGAUUUAAGUGAUCCGGAAGAACUUAAUUAGCUGGUUCAGGUGUGUUUGGUUGGGGUUGAAGCUCAACUCUCCAGGACCGUGGAUCUAAGACCUCUGCCUUAGAGGACUGUAGGUCACCAAAAAGGAAAAUUCUGUCAUUAUUUACUCAACUCAUAUGACUUUAUUUCCUUUGGUGAAUGGAAAAGGAAGAUGUUUAUUUGAAUGUCCAGGCUGCUCUUUUUCAAACAAAGUCUGUAGAGGGAAAGGGCUGUAGAGCUCAUGGAAUUUUAAAAAGUACAGUACAGUAAAUAUUUCUAUAUCUUGAGUCUUCUGAUGCCAUACACAAUAACACAUUUAAAUGAUGUGUUGCAAUCAGUCUUGAGAAAUGUAGCAACCAUUAGCAUUUGCUGCUAAUGCAAAAAAACCAUAAAAACAUGAAAGAGCUUUUUUGGGUAACACUUUACAUAAGGUCCCAUUUAAUAACGUUAGUUAAUGCAUUUGUUAAUACAUUUGUUCUAGUAUUUAUGGAUCUUGAAGAUUAUUAAAUGCUAUUUUUAUUGUCAGUUCAUGUUUAGCUGAUGUAGUUAAAAGCUGCUGUUUGUAACUUUUUUUUUUGUUCAAAAUUUACAAAUAUUACAUAAUGAGAAUGUAAAACAUGAAUCCAUUUUCCAAACCGUGUUUUUGUCUUGCCCUGAAUCAUUAUGGUACACUUAUAAUAAGUGUUU
This is a messenger RNA of Megalobrama amblycephala (Wuchang bream), 1578 nucleotides long. It is a transcript of the gene arpp19a, whose product is annotated as cAMP-regulated phosphoprotein 19a. Lineage: Eukaryota; Metazoa; Chordata; Actinopteri; Cypriniformes; Xenocyprididae. Gene Ontology annotation, molecular function: protein phosphatase inhibitor activity. The transcript has 3 exons. Gene Ontology annotation, cellular component: cytoplasm. Bases 113 to 451 code for a protein of 112 amino acids. The record is from RefSeq and is a predicted model, not a curated record.